GUUCCCGCCCUCAGCGCGCUGCCAUGGGGCAGCUGUCGGCACGCUGCCUGCAGAGCCGCCUUAGGUAGCCGGAGCGCGGCGUGUGUGUGUGGCCAUGGCCGGCUGGUGGCGAAGGCUGAGGGGGCGCCUGGGCGGCGGCCUCGCCUGCAACUGCCUGCUGCUGCUUUCUGCCUUGGCGCUGGCCUGGGCGGCCGAGGAGGAGGCGGCGGCGGCGCGCGCGCAGACCUUCCCUCAGCCGCUCUCCAACCUGGCGGCGAGCGCGCGGCGCUUGCUGGUGGCCAGCGGCAAUCGCUGGUACGAAGUGGAGCCCUCGCUGGCCUGGGCGAAGGAGCACCGCAGCAGCCCGGCGCUCGACUCGGGGACGACGGUCAACAAGCUCCUGCUGCCCUUCGGCAACGACCGCCUCCUCACCUGUUGGACGCAGCCGCAUGGCUCCUGCUACGAGGAGCGCCUCGGCGCCGACGCCGACGCCAACGCCACCGUUUUCGGGGAAGAGGUGGUGACCUGCUUGCGGAAUGGCUCCGCCGCCGGGUGGAUCUAUGCCCUCGGCUCCGAGUGGCGGCUGGUGGUGGCCACGUCUCGCCGACUGAACGAUUCCAGCGACUUGGAUCCAGAGUGCCUCGCCAAGGGCGACUCCGGAGUGGCCGUCGCUCUCCAAGAGCGCCAGAAGGCGGUCUCGGAAGACCACCGGCUGCUGGUGAGCGACGGCUGCUACUUGCACUUCGCGGACGCGUUCCUGUGGAGCGGGCAGUUCUUCUUUCCUUAUUAUCACUACAGCCUCAGCAUGGAGCCCAAGAUGCUCGUGGCCAACCAGAUGCCGGCAAACCGGUUCUUCGGCCACGGCCAGGCCAUCUUGCGCUGCGGCGGCGGCGGCUUCACCCGGAGGAUCCUGUCUUCCAACUACGUCCAGGAGCGCGGGCUCUGGGUCGGCGUCUUCGGCUCUGCCGAGGGUCCGGCCACUCCGACCUCCACGGCCCUUUGCAUCUUCAGCCUCAGCCAGGUGUCGAGCGUUUCGGAGGGAUGCGCCCUUGGCGAUUCGAACACGAUCUGCGCCCACGAGCCUGCGGAGACAUGCAACAAGAUAGCUUGGCCAAUCAACAAUGCAACUUUGCUGAGCCACUCCGAUUUGGUGUCAGUUUAUGCCACUGUGGUUCUGAACAAGAUUGUUUUGUUUUUGGGAACAAGAAAUGGACAGUUGCUGAAAGUUAUUCUUGAUGAAAACAUGAAAGCAAAUUGCCCAGACAUUUUAUAUGAAAUUGAAGAAGAAACACCAAUUUUUCACAAACUUGAACUUGACCCUGUGAAUAAAGAUUACAUCUAUCUACCAUCUGGUAACAAGAUCUGGAGAACAAAGGUUGCUAACUGUAGCAAGUAUAUUUCCUGUAAAGAAUGUUUAACUGCCAUGGACCCCCACUGUGGAUGGUGUUAUUCAUAUAACAACUGCACUUUAAAAGGCGAAUGCCCAGUUUCAAAUAACAUAAUGAACUGGACAAGCAUUCCAUAUGGAACAGAUAAAUGCCUGAAAAUCUACACAUCUAAGCAUUACAGAGGUGAGAUUUCUGUAACUGCAGUUGGAAAUUCUGAAGGGCCAUUCACUUGCAGAGUGAUAGAUGUGAAUACCAAAAAAAUUCUUUGUGAGAAUGUGAAGGAAGAUGUCAUGAACUGCUCUUGUCACCUUAAGGCUGCUGAUCUAGUUGGAAAAGUUGCUCAAGUAUUACUCAUCUCUGGUUCACAGACUUUAUCAGAAAUAUUUAAAUAUGACUGCUCAUUCGAGAAAACAUGUUCAGAAUGUUUGUCUCGUGCUGGUUGCACCUGGUCUACUAGAGAGAAAAAAUGUGUCUCCUCUACCGUGACUUGUACACAAAAGGUUGACUGUGAUUCAAUUACUACCAGUGCUUCAGAUGGGAAAGAUAUUUCACAGAGACCAGAGCUCAUGCACAUUACGUCCAUUGAACCAAUGUGGAUAUCAACAUUAGGCAGCAGUGAAAUACUAAUCAGAGGAGAAAACUUUUCAAAUGCAGAUGUUUUGAUGGAAAUGACUGGAACCAGUAGCUGCAAAUCAGAGGAAAUAUUUGUCACUAAAGUGUUAAAUCGCACACACAUGAAAUUCUGUUUACCACCAAGUCGCAAAGAAGCCAAGAGCAUAUGUAUAAAGAAAAUUGGCUUUCCGUGUUCACUCCCUGUGACACUGUCUUACGUCUCUCUCCCUGCAUGUACUGGAAUAUUUCCAAAUGUCACCUGGAAGAGUGGAGGUCGCAACAUGACUAUACGUGGGAGACAUCUAAAUGUCACAGAAAUGGUUUCUGUUUUAGAUGGAGGGGGACAAAACUUGGCAAAAUUUACAUGCCGCAGUGACAGAUCUGAGUGUAAUUUUACAACACCAGCUGUUAAUACUGAGAAAAGUAAUGUAAAAGUUGUUUUAAAAGUUGAAACGAAAAAUAUACCUUGCAUUGAAUUUCGAUAUGAACCUGACCCUGAAUUUAUUCACUAUGAACUGACAACUGAUCUGCAUCCUGUCUUGGAGUUAAAAAUACAUAAAAAAAACGAUGGGUUAAAUAUUUCUAAACGUGAGAUUGAUGUUUUUAUGUCCUGCAUGGCUGCUGAGAAAUUGCUAAACAUAACUUUCACGGUUCAAAAUAUUUCGCAAACUGAAAGUCGCAGCACUAUUUACUGCAGAGCCCAACAGACAUCCAAUGACAAUAUCGAUACAUCCAGUGUGAAGGUUUAUGUCAAGCUGGGAAACUUUAAGCAAGAAGUUCCAAAAGAAGCACACAACUAUUCUUAUUUGACCCUUCUUUUGUUAAUCCCCGUAGUCAUUGCUGUUGCAAUUUUCGUGACCCAAAGAAAAUCCAAACAAUUGAACCGUAAACUGAGUGAACACCUGGAGCUUUUGGAAUGUGAACUCCGCAAAGAAAUACGUGAAGGCUUCGUAGAGCUGCAGAUGGAAAAAUUGGAUGUGGUUGAUAGUUUUGGAACCAUCCCCUUCCUUGACUACAAACACUUUCUUAUUCGAACUUCCUUCCCGGAGGCUGGAGGCACGUCGUUUAUCUUGAUUGAAGACUCCAGUGAACCCCUUAGCAGAAAUCCUGAGCAGAAGGAUGAAAGCAUUACAGCAUUGUACGCCUUAAUUUGUAACAAGCAUUUUCUUGUUACUCUGAUUCAUACGCUUGAAAAACAGAAAACCUUCUCUGUAAAAGACAGAUGCUUGUUUGCAUCUUUCUUGACCAUCGCACUACAAACAAACCUAGUCUACUUAACCCAUAUCCUAGAGGUCUUGACAAGGGAUUUGAUGGAACAGUCUAGCAAUAUACAACCAAAGCUGCUGCUAAGGCGUACAGAGUCGGUGGUAGAAAAACUGCUGACAAACUGGAUGUCUGUUUGCCUCUCCGGUUUUCUUCGGGAGACAUUUGGGGAUCCAUUCUAUAUGCUUGUGACAACCCUAAAUCAAAGGAUAAACAGGGGCCCUGUGGAUGUAAUAACCUGCAAGGCCUUGAACACACUAAAUGAAGACUGGUUACUGUGGCAAGUAACUGAAUUCAAUACAGUGGAAUUAAAUGUUGUCUUUGAAAAUAUCCCACAAAGUGAGUGUGAAGGCACUUUUCAGACAAUUCAAGUUAAUGUCCUGGAUUGUGACACCAUAGGGCAAGCCAAAGAGAAGAUCUUGCAAGUCUUUCUGAACAAGAAUGGCUCUCUUUAUGAUCUUCAGCUCAACGAAAUGGCCUUGGCUCUUCAGUCAGGCGCACAAACAACCGAACUUUUGGACAUAGAUAGUUCCUCUGAGAUUCUGGAAAAUGGAAUUACCAAGCUGAAUACCAUACGACAUUAUGCGAUUUCAGAUGGAGCGACUAUUAAAAUCUUUAAGAAAAAAACGGAUCUAUCAGCAUGUUUCUCAGAUGGGGAAUACCCAAAUGACUAUUGCCAUCUGAUAAUACCAGAUUCCGAAGCAGCCAAAGAUACACAGGGUGCAAAACACAAAGGAAAACAAAAAUUCAAAGUGAAGGAAAUGUAUCUUACUAAACUUCUUUCUACAAAGGUUGCAAUUCACUCAGUUGUUGAAGAGCUGUUUAGGAGCAUUUGGACUUUACCAAACAAUAAAGCCCCAGUUGCUGUCAAGUAUUUUUUUGACUUCUUGGAUGCUCAGGCUGAAAAUAAGAAAAUUACAGACCCUGAUGUGGUCCAUAUAUGGAAAACUAACAGUCUUCCUCUUCGCUUCUGGGUGAAUAUACUGAAGAACCCUCAAUUUGUCUUUGAUAUUAAAAAGACUCCACAUCUUGAUGGCUGUUUGUCAGUAAUUGCACAAGCGUUUAUGGAUGCCUUUUCUCUAUCAGAGCAACAACUGGGAAAGGAAGCACCAACAAACAAACUUCUCUACGCGAAAGAUAUUCCACUUUACAAAGAAGAGGUUAAAGCUUUCUAUAAAGCAAUUAGGGAUUUACCUUCAUUGUCCACUUCGGAGCUAGAAGAAUUUUUAACUCAGGAAUCUAAGAAACAUGAAAAUGAAUUUAAUGAGUCUGCAGCCUUGACUAAAAUUUACCACUACAUAGCAAGAUAUUACGAUGAUAUACUGAAUAAAUUGGAGAAAGAACGAGGGCUGGAAGAAGCACAGAAGCAGCUGUUGUAUAUAAAAGCCUUAGCUGACGAAAAGAAAAAAUGCAAGUGGAUUUCAGAUGAAUCAACUGCUCCCUUACUAAGCUAGUAUGAACUUUAUAAAAACUGCUACUGCAUUCAAAGCAUCAAGUUCUCCUCAAGCAUUAGUAGUCUACAGCAACUGUAAGUCCAGAUGGGAAUGAGCAUUGCUAGCUGCACCGAAGACGCAUCUCAGAGAAGUCUGGAUAAACAUUACAUUG
Molecule: messenger RNA, 4847 nt
Organism: Podarcis raffonei (Aeolian wall lizard)
Lineage: Eukaryota; Metazoa; Chordata; Lepidosauria; Squamata; Lacertidae
Gene: PLXNC1
Product: plexin C1
Exons: 31
Coding region: 95-4696 (1533 amino acids)
Biological process (GO): regulation of GTPase activity; regulation of cell migration; negative regulation of cell adhesion
Cellular component (GO): semaphorin receptor complex
Molecular function (GO): semaphorin receptor activity; protein binding
Source: RefSeq, a predicted model, not a curated record